This is a messenger RNA of Lathyrus oleraceus (garden pea), 936 nucleotides long. RefSeq lists its product as uncharacterized. NCBI's taxonomy places the organism in Eukaryota, Viridiplantae, Streptophyta, Magnoliopsida, Fabales, Fabaceae. The coding region runs from base 144 to 572 and encodes 142 amino acids. The transcript is spliced from 4 exons. The record is from RefSeq and is a predicted model, not a curated record.
UGUAGUUGAGUUAAGAGAAAGAAAAGAAUGCGAAACAACUAGGAAAGUACACUUCACAAAAACAAACAACCACAUCUUCAACUCCGGUUCUUGUUUUUCUCAUUUUCCGACCAAACCUGUUCCAAAUUCGUCAUUCUCCGGCAAUGUCUAUCAACACCGAAUCUUCGCCGCCGCCUCCGGUCAUCGGUAAAAUUGGACCGUACACUGUUUUCAUGACGCCGCCAUCAACCCCUAAACCCUCCUCUUCCGAACCGGUUACUACUCUUCCUUCACCAAACAUCAACAAUGUUAACAAUCAUGCUAAGAUCCUUCCUCCUCCACCUCAGAUUCAUAACCCUCUCCCUUCUUCCAAAACCCUCUCCUCUGAUGCUUCGUCGUUUCUCGGAUUUUUCAAGAUCGCUGUUAACAGGGUUCAGACCGCUCAUUCUAAUUUGGAUGACCAUUUGGCUCGUUGGUUUGGGUUGAAUCAGUCAAAGUAUCAAUGGGCUCUUGAUGAUUAUUACGAGACCAACGGAACUGCAAAAGGAGAUGUAAAAGUGAAAGAAGUAUCAAGCAAAGUACAGAGUGUUUGACCUGCGUAGUUCUCAUGGAUUUAAUCAAAAGUGAGAUGCGAAGAGUCUUGCUUUGAGUAUAUUUAUACCUUCGUCGUAUUUACAUGUGGAGUAGACAAACAACAAUUCUUGUGAUAUGUUCAAGAGUUAUUUGAUCUACAACCAUUGAUCUUCUGAUUCAAUGCUUCAAUGCUUUGUUGUUCUUGUAUUGUAUUGUAUUGUAGUUUAAGAAGUGUUUCAAUUUUCCUUGCCUAGGAGCUGUUUUUGUAUUUGCAUUUGGUUAAGGAAAAACAUUGGUACUUGCAUUCUUAUGGCGACGACAACAACGUUAUUAUCUCCAAAACAGUUUGUAUGACUUAAGAAAUGAAAGGGUCUGAUAAUUUUA